Paramacrobiotus metropolitanus is the source of this 1047-nucleotide messenger RNA. Its product is annotated as C-C chemokine receptor type 5-like. Gene Ontology annotation, biological process: chemical synaptic transmission; adenylate cyclase-inhibiting G protein-coupled acetylcholine receptor signaling pathway; G protein-coupled receptor signaling pathway, coupled to cyclic nucleotide second messenger. The record is from RefSeq and is a predicted model, not a curated record. The transcript is spliced from 2 exons. The coding region runs from base 1 to 1047 and encodes 348 amino acids. Gene Ontology annotation, cellular component: membrane; synapse; dendrite. Gene Ontology annotation, molecular function: G protein-coupled serotonin receptor activity; G protein-coupled acetylcholine receptor activity. Lineage: Eukaryota; Metazoa; Tardigrada; Eutardigrada; Parachela; Macrobiotidae.
AUGAACCGGAACGGGACACUGAAUCACACCGGCGAUUCCCGGUCUUCGGUAUGGCAGGCGUUACCCAUCCUGGAUCUCCUCCUUUUACUUAUCGGCCUGUUACUUAAUCUAACCGUCCUGGCACUCUACGCCACCCACCGGCGUCUCCGCUCCACCUUCUCCAUUUACAUCCUCAACCUGACCUUUGCCAGCCUACUCUUUCUAGCAUUAUACGGCCCCCUCCACAUCCUGAGCACCACCGCCUCCGGAGGCCACUGGACCCUCUCCGACACCGCCUGCACCGUCUUCCUGUACUCCACCAACGCCCCACCGGCCAUCAUCAUCCAGGCGCACCUCCUCAUCGUGGCCAACCGCCUAUGGGCGUUGACUCGGCCCCUCCACUACCGCCACCACCACACCCCGGUCACGGCGCUGCUGUUGAGCGUCACGGCCUGGGUGCUGCCGCAUUCCAUCAGCCUCCCGGGGAUUGUCCUGGACGCCGGGGAGCGGCCGCCGGUGACGGUCACCGGGGUGUGUAUGCUGGAUGUGGACCGAUUGCGGGUGUGGGCGAUUGUUGGGGAGAUAUUGCUGGCUAUUGCGCCCAUCGGGUUUAUGGUGGCGGCCAAUGUGUUUUUGCUGUGCCGGCAACAUAAGCGCCGGAAACAGCGGGUGGCACGGGCGCUCUCGCUGCAGCGUUCCACGCGGCUAUCCGUGCACAUUCGUGACACGGAGCAGCCCACCGCGGCGGGCGGUCACCUUCCCGGCAAAGCGGCCGAUGCAUCGAAGGAAGCGCAGGAGAACGCCGCCCCGCGGGAGCCCAAAGGCGGACUGCUGCUAUUGGCCGGGCUAACAGUCAGCCUGCUCAUCUGCUGGCUGCCCUCCGUCGGCUUCGCCAGCGUCAACAUCUUCAUCCGCGUCAAACUGCCGCACGCCGGCAUCCGCGGCAUUGCCGGUCUCCUCUUCCUCCUGCAGACGGCGCUCGACCCGCUGGUCCUCAUUCUGACGUCGGCACAGUUGCGCCACGCCACGCACCGCCUUCUGUGCAGUGGACGUUGUCGGGCACAAUAA